Anopheles cruzii is the source of this 1074-nucleotide messenger RNA. RefSeq names its product zinc finger protein 84-like. Gene Ontology annotation, biological process: regulation of transcription by RNA polymerase II. The record is from RefSeq and is a predicted model, not a curated record. Gene Ontology annotation, cellular component: nucleus. The coding region runs from base 1 to 1074 and encodes 357 amino acids. Gene Ontology annotation, molecular function: RNA polymerase II cis-regulatory region sequence-specific DNA binding; DNA-binding transcription factor activity, RNA polymerase II-specific; zinc ion binding. The transcript has 2 exons. NCBI's taxonomy places the organism in Eukaryota, Metazoa, Arthropoda, Insecta, Diptera, Culicidae.
AUGAAUCUAGAGAUUUGUCGAGUUUGUUUGUCCGCGGUCGAUGUUUUGUUUAACGUUCACGAUCCGCUGGACAAGGACCAAACAAUGUACACAGUACUGUGCAGGAUCUUUCCGGAGGCAUUCGGCGAUGAAACUGACCUCAACGAAUGGCCGAGCAAACUGUGUAAGAAGUGCAAACGAAAAGUUUUGAAUACGCACAGUUUCUACAAUCUUUGUAUGGCCAGCCAUAUAUGGUGGAACGAGCAGUUUGCUGAGGUGUCAGCAGUCUGUGAAACCUCUGCCGAGUGCAGUAUUGGCUUGGUGCAGGAAGUGUCGCCACAUGCAGAACCGUCGCCAUGUUUGUUGCCGCAAUCCGCCGAAAGCCUUAACUUCGAUGCCCCAAUGUAUGAGGAUUGGGCCAGUGAAUUAGAACCGGAGGAGACAGAAACGCAGGAGGAGAUCAUCCCGGUCGGAACAAUCGACGAAAUACUAGUUUACGAAGAAGACACCUCUGGUAGCGGCAAAGAAAAUACCCAAGCGAAUACGGCACUGGCAGAAUCGUUACCCCAUCUAUGCACAUUUUGUGAAGAGGUAUCGUUUGCAUCGGUAGACGCUUUAACAAACCAUUUGUUAGAGUUGCAUAGAGAAAGUGUUCAGCACUGCGAACCAUGUUCGGUGUUGUUCUUAGAUAGGAAGAAGUACCAAGUCCACCAGAAAUCUCACGAUUUGGGACAUACCUUCUUUUGUGGAACCUUUACAGCAGCGCACCAUCUUAAACGCCACAUGGUCGUCCACACUGGGGAACGGUCGUAUAAGUGCGGAUUCUGUGGCAAGCAGUUCGCGCAAGGCAGCGUGCUGGUAAAGCAUACUCGGACACACAUCGGCGAAAACGUUUUCCCGUGCGUCCAUUGCGACGCUUCCUUCCCGUUGCUGCGGGAUUUAAGGAACCACUACAAAGAACACCCCCAAUCGGGAGAUGGGACAAUCACAGAUUCUUCAGUGGCCGGUGACGGCCUCGGACCGCUGAUUCGAUUCAACACUAAAGAUGCACUGAACAUUCGGUACCGUAAGGAUGGCAUAAAUAUCACAAAUUAA